Molecule: messenger RNA, 342 nt
Organism: Hevea brasiliensis (rubber tree)
Lineage: Eukaryota; Viridiplantae; Streptophyta; Magnoliopsida; Malpighiales; Euphorbiaceae
Product: 60S ribosomal protein L14-2-like
Exons: 2
Coding region: 1-342 (113 amino acids)
Biological process (GO): ribosomal large subunit biogenesis
Cellular component (GO): cytosolic large ribosomal subunit
Molecular function (GO): RNA binding; structural constituent of ribosome
Source: RefSeq, a predicted model, not a curated record
AUGCCGGUCAAGAGAUACAUGGACAUCGGGAGGGUAGCUCUCGUUAACUAUGGUAAAGACUACGGGAAGCUCGGUGUCUUCGUUGAUGUCAUCGACCAGAACCAAGCUACGAUCGGGACCCCCCAGAUGGUGAGGAGACAAAUGAACUUUAAGAGGCGGUCACCGAUAUUAAGAUUGAAAUUAGCGGUCCUCUUGUCAGAGAUCAGUCUGCAAGCCAUACCGAUGAGCCGAUCUGAGAUCGAUAAGGAGAUGAACAAAGAAAACAUUUGGAAAAAGAUUAAGGCAGUUGUCGUGAGAAGAAUUCUUGCCGGAAAAGCAAAGAACGGAAGAAUAAAAUAUUGA